Molecule: messenger RNA, 1590 nt
Organism: Periconia digitata
Lineage: Eukaryota; Fungi; Ascomycota; Dothideomycetes; Pleosporales; Periconiaceae
Source: the annotation of a GenBank genome assembly
CAGAUUACCUGGCUUGCUCCUUUUUUUGAUUGCGAUACACCAUUCAGAAAAAAGCACGAUACAGCAACAAUAACGAUGGAAAGCUUCGAAGCCUCUCUUGCUAAAGCCACGGAGAGAGGGUCUAAUAAAGGUGUAGCAGGGGCAGUUGUAGCCGUCGUAGACAAGACAGGGAAAUUCAUUUACAGGCACGUCCAAGGCUCCAACGGCGUCUCGGAACAGGCACCACCGCUGCAAUUCGACCAAACUUACUUUGUGGCUUCAUGCACAAAGCUCAUAGCUUCUAUCGCAGCAUUGCAAUGCGUUGAACGCGGGCUGAUUGCGCUUGACGAUCCUCUGGACAAGCAUUUACCCGAAUUUACAUCGCAACAAAUUAUUAAGACCAAAGAUGAUGGGAGCUUCACUCUCCACGACGCAAAAAACCCAGUCACUCUUCGCCAUCUUCUGACUCAUUCUAGCGGCGCUGCAUACACCCAGUUCAUACCUUCUCUCGUCGCAUGGAGGAAAUCCCAAGGACACAAACCUGAAUUCGUUAUGGGCGAGGAUGUUGCCGAGAAGUAUCCAGAGCCCCGUCUGUUUGAAGCUGGAGAAGGCUGGAUGUACGGUGCCUCGCUCGACUGGGCGGGGUUGUUGGUAUCAAGACUCACUGGUCAAUCGCUAGGUACCUACGUCGAACAAAACAUCGCCACGCCGCUAAAUAUCACAUCUUUCACGUGGAACCCAGCAUCCAAACCUCAAGUUAAAGAGAAACUUAUGACUAUGAGCGUGAGAAAAGAGGAUGGGACCCUUGUGGAUUCGACAGAGCCCAUAGCGAGUCUUGAAUCGGAAAAUGGUGGGGCAGGAAUGUACUCCAACAUCGAAGAUUACACUCGUGUACUUGUAGACCUUCUCCAAGACAACCCGAAAACGCUGAAGAAGGAAACUGUCGAGAUGAUAUUCUCUCCCCAGUUCGCAAAUGGCGGCCCCGAACAACAAGCGAUGAUCCCCGUAGGCGAUAUGACAUGGGCCACACACACUGGCCGUAUCGCCAAGGGCGUCACUCCCAACUAUUCAUUGGCUGGCUAUUUCGUCACCGAAGACGUGGAAAGAGCGGAUUUCUUGAUACCAAAAGGAACACUUACUUGGAGUGGCUUGCCUAACCUUCAGUGGGCUGUCAAUCGCGAGAGAGGGAUUGGAUACAUGUUUUGUACCCAAAUUCUUCCGUGGAAUGAUGAUGUCUCGCAAAGCCUUAGUGCUGAGUUUUGCACAGCAGUAUGGAGAAAUUUGGUCAAAUAGAGGAAAUGUGCCUGGAUUGAUUACACCAACUCUUUGCUAGCGAUUAGAGUAUUGACAUAAGAAUCAUUACCUCAAUGCUUCCCCUGCACGGGGAAGGUGUACUGCCUUGAUUCUGUAUGCAACUUUAAUGUCGUCGUGCUUGUGUUGUACCGAAUUGAUUGAUCGCGAUGCUCACACGUCAUCAGAAUUCUCGGAAAAAUUAUCGCCUGGUCUUUGGUACCUUUAUUGUGAUAAGUGUACGGCUGUGUUCAAGAACACGCAAAAUUGCAUUAUAACAUUUCUUUUCAGAGAAGAUUUAUUCUGCGAGCAUGAGUCUAC